ACAACAGUAAAUGAAACAAAGAGAUAGGCUGAACAAAGUUUUUCACUCUGCAGGCUGUCUUAAAAAAAAAAAUAAGAAGAAUAAAUAUUUAUGACCACUAGUUGACUCUUUCUUAUCAUUCUGCUCUUUACCUUAGUAAAUGUUUAAUCUUGUUUCAGAACUUUCCUGUGUUGACAGGUUAUUAUAAAUAAGGGAUGCUCAGAAUGUUUGGUGGUGACAAACCUGCUGUAUAAAUCUUUUGUUGCAGCUGCAAGAAAAACGAUUUCUGGCUAAAAUUUAACAAUGGGUAACAAGACACCUUCAAGAAGCAAUUCAGGAUGUCUUAACGAAAUAAACAAAGCAACAAUAUUCAAACAGGAACAGCCCCAAACCUGGUGUUGCUGUUGUGAAAAACAGGUGUCAUACAGAAUCCCAGCUCUCGUCUAUCUCAGUGUCGACCAAACCUUCCUUGCCUUUGCUGAAAAGAGAAAAACAUUAAGUGACACAAACGCAGAAGUGCUUGUGCUGAGAAGAGGAACAUGGAAGGAUGCCAAGAAUCAAGAGGUUGAGUGGGACAGUGGGCAUCAGGUGCUCUCUUCAGCUUGUCUACCAAACCACCGCAGCAUGAAUCCAUGUCCGGUCUAUGAAAGAGAAUCCAAGACCCUCUUUCUGUUUUUUGUUUGUGUUCCUACUCGGGUCUCUGAAUAUGAACAAAUACGGACAAACAAGAGCCAGGGACGACUUUGUUACGUUACCAGUACAGAUGCUGGCAAAACCUGGAGCCAUACUAUAGACUUGACAGCAGAUGUGAUCGGUGAGAAGAUGAAAGAAUGGGCUCCAUUUGCUGUUGGACCAGGACAUGGUUUUCAAAUGAAGAGUGGAAGACUGAUUAUCCCAGCAUAUGCUUAUCGGUACACAGGCAAACCUGAUUGCACAUCAUGUUGUUGCUUAUCGUUUUGCUGUUUCACUCCUUAUGCCUUAGCAUUCUACAGUGAUGAUCAAGGAAUCACAUGGAAGGUGGGGAACCAAAUGGAUGUUGAGUCGUGUGAGUGUCAGAUGGCUGAGAUCAUUGACGAGAAAGGUAUGAGUACUCUGUACUGCAAUGCCCGAACCCGUCUUGGCUACAGAACGGAGGCACUAAGCUACAACUCUGGAGAGGAUUUUAGCACAGUUUUAUCCCCAAACAAGCUGAUAGAGACCGGAAAGGGAUGCCAAGGGAGUGUGUUGAGUUUUCUAGAACAGAGUAGUCCUCCAAAGACAUGGUUGCUCUAUUCUCAUCCGUCCAAUCCAAAAAACAGAGUAGAUCUUGGUCUCUACUUGAAUAAAACCCCAGUGGAUUCCUCAGGGUGGCCAGAUGCACCUAUAAUGAUAUUGCAUCAUGGUCCCAGUGCGUAUGCAGAUCUGGUAGAGCAUGAACCUGGACGCUUUGCUUGUCUCAUGGAGUGUGGAAAUGAACAUGAGAAUGAAGAAAUAGCCUUUUUGCUGUUCGAACUCCCUGUGAAAAAGCUGUAAAAGUGUUCAUUUUAUAGUAGUGGUAGUACCUGCAAAUGAAUACAAUACAUCUAAUCACAACAAAUCCAUAUUUUCUCUGUUUUUGUAGCUGAAAACUGCUUCUAUAAAUACUGAUUUGGAAAAUGGGAUUUAUAUGGAACCAAACAAAUGCAUUAUAUAUACAGAUAAUUAGAAUAAUAGUAAUUAUCAGAUAUUUAGAAGUUAUGUAUUAUAUAUAAUUAUUGAACAGAUCUAACAAUUCACAUUCAAUUUAUAUAAUAGACAAUCUGAUGAAUAUAUGGAUUUAUAUCUCUGAUUUGCUUUCGAUGCAUUUGCGGCAGAUAUAUUUAAAUAAACUUUCA
Messenger RNA from Carassius auratus (goldfish), 1832 nucleotides. RefSeq names its product sialidase-4-like. Gene Ontology annotation, biological process: ganglioside catabolic process; oligosaccharide catabolic process. The coding region runs from base 283 to 1491 and encodes 402 amino acids. NCBI's taxonomy places the organism in Eukaryota, Metazoa, Chordata, Actinopteri, Cypriniformes, Cyprinidae. Gene Ontology annotation, cellular component: cytoplasm; membrane; intracellular membrane-bounded organelle. The transcript has 3 exons. The record is from RefSeq and is a predicted model, not a curated record. Gene Ontology annotation, molecular function: exo-alpha-sialidase activity.